Molecule: messenger RNA, 3411 nt
Organism: Linum tenue
Lineage: Eukaryota; Viridiplantae; Streptophyta; Magnoliopsida; Malpighiales; Linaceae
Source: the annotation of a GenBank genome assembly
CGUACACUCUGUUUCAGAAUCGCCCCUUACAGUGGAAAGUGAGAGAGGGCUAGCGAUGUUAAGCGGCAAGCCGAAUCACCAUGGGAGAAGCUCUGCUUCUUCGCCAUGGCUCUUCCGCUCCAGAAGGUUAACUCCCCUCUCCGUCGCGUUGUACGCUAUCUUCCUCUUCGCCUUCUCCAUCAUCAUGUUCGUGUUCAACACCGGCCGCAUCUUGGACGACGACGCCGAUCCAGUUCCUUUCUUCAGGCGAGGGUCGGCCAUUAUCGAGGAGGAGUUUCUGCCUACCACUGACCAGGGUUCUGAUUCGGCGGCGGUGGACCGGCUCUGGGAUCCUCCGGCGAGCCGCGGAUUGCGCGCUUGCCUGAAUCCCACUUCUAAAUACAAAGCUGCGGCCGAAGUAUUGGAUCGUUACUUAACCGUUAGGAGCAAUGGCGGAUUGAAUCAAAUGCGCACUGGUAUUGCGGAUAUGGUGGCUGUUGCACGAAUCAUGAAUGCGACCCUAGUUAUUCCUCAGCUGGACAAGCGAUCAUUUUGGCAAGACUCAAGUACUUUUCCGGACAUAUUCGAUGAACUUCAUUUCAUUACAAGCUUAAAAGAUGACGUGAAGAUCGUUAAAGAGCUCCCGAAAGACUUGCAGGCCAUUCCUCAUGCUAGAAAACACUUCACUUCAUGGUCAAGCUUGGGAUAUUAUGAAGAAAUGGCUCAUAUAUGGAAUGACUUUCAGGUGGUUCAUGCGCCAAAAUCAGAUUCUCGUCUAGCAAACAAUGAUUUGCCUCUUGAUGUUCAGAGGUUGAGAUGCCGUGCCCUGUAUGAGGCUCUGCGAUUCUCGCCUCCAAUUGAAAGCUUUGGAAAGGUUUGAAACCCGUGCCCUCGCAUGUAUCUUUCUUCAUCUAGUGUUAAAGUCUAAAAAACUUUGCUGAAGUCGAAACCUGGAACAUAUUCUGCUCCACGUCUGUGAUUACUUCAAAAUGGUGCACGGUUCAAAUCCCCAUAUUAAUUCACCUUUACUAGACAAAGCAUGUGAUCCAGGGUCUACAUUCUUUACAGUAUUGAUAUAUUGAGAGUAUUCCCGUGGGGGGAACUGCUGUCAUAUUAGGUUCUGAGAAUAUGUGCCGAUGACACCACAGAAGCUAGUGGAGCGCCUGAGAUCACGUGGUGAAAAAUACAUUGCUCUUCAUCUGAGAUACGAGAAGGACAUGCUUUCUUUCACAGGGUGCACCUAUGGACUUACCAAAAUCGAGUCAGAAGAGCUGCGGAUAAUGAGGGAGAAUACCAACCACUGGAAAGUGAAAAAGAUAAACUCCUCGGAACAAAGGAUGGAAGGAUUAUGUCCUCUUACCCCAGGGGAGGUGGGCAUAUUUCUUGAGGCUCUUGGUUAUCCUUCAUCAACUGUAAUCUAUAUCGCGGCAGGAGAAAUCUAUGGCGGCGAGUCCCAUCUCCAAGAGCUCAGGUCUCGCUUCCCCAACAUUGUUUCCAAGGAAGCAUUGGCAACAGAGGAAGAACUGAGACCAUUUGCUGCUCAUGCAACUCAAACUGCAGCACUGGACUAUAUCAUAUCAGUAGAGAGCGACGUCUUCGUUCCUUCACACUCGGGCAACAUGGCAAGAGUUGUCGAAGGCCACCGUAGAUUCUUAGGCCAUCGCAAGACCAUCAACCCCGACAGGAAAGGAUUGGUGGAGCUAUUUGAUAAGCUCGAGAACGGAGAGGUGAACGAAGAUUCCUUACCUGAACUGGUCCAACAGAUGCACAGGAACAGGCAAGGAGGUCCAAGGAAAAGGAAGGGAGCAGCUUCAGGGAUCAAAGGGAGAGCACGUUUCAAGACGGAAGAGUCGUUUUAUCAGAAUCCAUAUCCAGAAUGCAUCUGCAGAUCCAAGUGAUGAGAUCUGAUACUCAGGCUGGAUAGGCAUAGCUGGCUGGCCAAGCAAUUUUGAUUCUUGAAACCCAAUCUUCAUGAAUAUUAGCAUUGUUUUCUUUUAAUGUUCCUUUAUUAGUACUAAUUCAUAAUUUUUUGUCUGUGUAAAGGUAUAAUGGGAUAUUCCUUAUUGUACAAAAAGAAAGAAAAACAGAUUCCCACUUCACUAACAUAGUAGUUUGAUUCUCUUAAUUUAUUCUUAAUCUCUGUAGUAAUCGGGAGCAAAUUGUUGGCCAUCACCGUAAAUGGAGCAUAAACACGAGAAAUUUUACAAUGCUAUAUAGUAUUCAUAGUAGAAGUGCUCCUAUUUCCACCAAAAGCAAAUCCUUACUAUCAAGUGAAAGAGCUCAAUCAGCCAGAUUAUCAUCAAACAGAAACUAGAUCAGUCAGCACAAACUUUUGUGGGUCACCAUUAAAUCCAAAAACAGCACCAAGCCAUUGCCAGCCACAAGUCUGAUCCUAAUAAGAGAACCAACAACAACAGCAGAGAAUCACACGACCAAUAGGAGAAGAGCUCAAUCUGCCCCAACCUUAUCCAAUCCCCUUCCACAUCAGCAAUCACCAAGUCUCCUGGCUUCCACACUCCACAAAAAUUCCCCAAUUCUCUUCCCAUAAACAGAAACAGUAAGAACACCACCCACAAGAGAAAAGAAGGGCUCUCACCCAAAUUCCACCACCACCACCAUUAUCAUCCAUGGCUGCUUCAAUGAUGAGCUCCUCUUCAAGUGUUCUUGCCUGCAACUACGCAGCCACUUCUGAUCUAGGAAAUGCCACCAGAAACUUGCAGCAGCAGCAAUCUUCUUCCUCCACAGUCAAGUUCCCAGUGAUCAGAGCCCAACAACAGCAAGCAGGAGAGAAUCAAGCUGCUGCUGCUGCUGGAAAUGGAAGGAGAGCUGCAAUGGGGAUUCUUGCAGCUACCCUCUUUGCAACUGCUUCUUCUGCUAACGCUGGAGUCAUUGAGGAUUACCUCGAGAAGAGCAAAACCAACAAGGAGCUGAACGACAAGAAGAGGCUGGCAACAAGUGGAGCAAACUUUGCCAGGGCAUUCACAGUGCAGUUUGGGUCCUGCAAGUUCCCUGAGAACUUCACUGGCUGCCAAGACCUUGCCAAGCAGAAGAAAGUGCCAUUCAUUUCUGAUGACUUGGAUUUGGAGUGCAAAGGGAAAGACAAGUACAAGUGUGGUUCCAAUGUUUUCUGGAAAUGGUGAUCAUAUAAGUUAGUUUAUUUUAUGAGCAUGUGAUUGAAGAAUUAAAUCCGCCAUUGUUGUUAAUCAAUGUUCUUAAUCCUUCCCCCUCCCAACCCUUAAUUCCCUUCUGAAAAGAUGUGUGUGUAUCUAAAUCAAAUUAUCCUUGGAAUUAAGAGUUAUUUUCAAUGUUUGUGAUAUCGUGCUCGAUGGUUGAACUAGGCAAAUCUGUACUCGUGGUAAUUGCCACCAUUCACAACAUUCCAUUUUUAAGCUCCGAUUAUAUAUAGUGGAGAGUUCCAAUAGGGCAAGAAAA